Messenger RNA from Chrysochloris asiatica (Cape golden mole), 306 nucleotides. RefSeq names its product S100 calcium binding protein Z (gene S100Z). Lineage: Eukaryota; Metazoa; Chordata; Mammalia; Afrosoricida; Chrysochloridae. Gene Ontology annotation, molecular function: calcium ion binding. The transcript has 2 exons. Gene Ontology annotation, cellular component: cytoplasm. The record is from RefSeq and is a predicted model, not a curated record. The coding region runs from base 5 to 304 and encodes 99 amino acids.
CCUUAUGCCAACGCAGCUGGAAGUUGCCAUGGAUAGCAUGAUUAGAAUCUUCCAUCAGUACUCGUGCAAGGAAGGGGAUAAAUUUAAGCUCAGCAAAGGGGAACUGAAAAUGCUCAUGCAGCAAGAGCUCACGGAUUUCCUCUCGUGUCAAAAGGAUCCCCAGUUGGUUGAUAAGAUAAUGCAAGACUUGGAUGCCAAUAAGGACAAUGAAGUGGAUUUUAAUGAAUUCGUGGUCAUGGUGGCCGCUCUGACUGUUGCUUGUAACGAUUACUUUGUAGAACAAUUGAAGAAAAAAGGAAACUAAAG